CCACCGAAACCUUAUUUGAACCAAAAGAAUUAUAUGGAGGAGACAAUAGCUACCAUUCUUUACGGGUGUACAUUGAGUAAAGAGAUGGAAUCCAAUUUAGCUAAUUGGGCAAACCAAAGAGAUGUUCUUUUAAGUAAAACAGAAGAGAUAAUUUCUGUAUUUAGUAAUGUAAAAGAAAAAUUAAUUAUUCACGAUGUAGUUCAAGAAUGGUUGAGUAAUAGUGGUCAUCAACAGGCACUAGAAUUGUAUCAUGCAACAGAUCAUACAGCUACGGCGACGGGAUUUACGGUGCAUGGACUACCGCAGGGAAGUGAUCAAAUGACGGCUUCUCAUGAUUCCACUAGAGUUGCUGCUGCUUCUUCCUCACAAAGACAAAGAACAAGGUGCAGAACAGGAGAUAGAGAUAGAAGAACAUUGAGAGUGGGUGCUCCAAGAAUGGGAAAUCUUGAACUUCCACCAGAGGAUGGUUAUACUUGGAGAAAAUAUGGUCAGAAAGAGAUUCUUGGAUCUAGGUUCCCUAGGGCUUAUUAUAGAUGCACCCAUCAAAAGCUAUAUCAUUGUCCAGCCAAGAAGCAAGUCCAGCGCCUUGAUAAUGAUCCUUACGUAUUUGAAGUAACAUACCGAUCUCAACACACUUGCUAUAUGUCCGCCACAGCUCCCACCGUGCCACCUCCUUCCGUGGAGGAGAUGACUCAUCAAACCACCACGACCCUUCCACCUGCACCAUUGCUAUUGCCGCCACCAACUUCAGCCUCCUUAAGCGGGCAUUGGCUCUCCAUGGAUAUUAAGCCACAAGGAGAUCAAGCUGGCACAAGCUACACUACUACUCCAUUUGACAUACAAAGGGAUUUUGGGCAUGGUACUGUUGGUUCACUGGCUAGCCUAGUGACGGCUGGCGUGGGUGAUGUGGGGCCCUCCGGUGGUAGAUAUGGAAGAGAAAUUGAUUACCAGCCGGUGGUAGAUAUGGCGGACGCCAUGUUUAACUCAGGGAGUAGCAGCAAUACGAGCAUGGACAAAAUAUUUUCUUCUAUUGAUGACAAAUGGGACACGGCAGAAAGAAAGAAUAAUAGUUCAUACUGUGGAAUUAAUAUAUUGUUCAUGAGGAACAUAGGUUAAUUAAAUUCAAUUGAUUGUCAAUAAACUAUUCCUGACCAUGUAUUAGUCAUGAUCAAAUGAUUGUGAAAUAUAUACCAACAGGUUUAUUAACUUGUCUAGCUUAAUUUAAGUGUAGUGUCAUUUUAUUCCAGUGUAA
Messenger RNA from Solanum pennellii, 1252 nucleotides. RefSeq names its product WRKY transcription factor 55. Bases 34 to 1116 code for a protein of 360 amino acids. The record is from RefSeq and is a predicted model, not a curated record. Gene Ontology annotation, biological process: regulation of DNA-templated transcription. Gene Ontology annotation, molecular function: sequence-specific DNA binding; DNA-binding transcription factor activity. Lineage: Eukaryota; Viridiplantae; Streptophyta; Magnoliopsida; Solanales; Solanaceae. The transcript is spliced from 4 exons.